UCCUGUCUCACUGAUCUGCCCAUUAUCACCAGGCUGGAAUUUCACUCAGUUUCUGCUCCUACACUUUGGCCUGGCAUCCAUUUAUACUUCCAAACGGCUCCGCUACCCAUUUCUAACCUUCCACAAAGGCCUCAACAGUCUUUACUACCCCUCUAAUAUCAUUAAAGAAAAGAAGUUAGGUUAGUAAUUAGGAAACCUUGCAGAACAAGCAUCUAUAGGGCCUAGGAUCUAUUAAAAUCCAACUAGUUUUUGUCUCCAACUCCCUAAACUGAACCAAUCCCCUAACUUUUUCAUCAUUUGCUUGAUGGCAUCUGUGAGGAAAUUACUUUGGUUGGUUCUUGUUCUGUUUGUUGAAUGUUUCAGCUUUCACCUCUGCAUCCAUGGAGAAUCACAAGUGCCCUGUUAUUUCAUUUUUGGGGACUCCUUUGUCGAUAAUGGCAACAAUAAUAACCUUCCAACGUUGGCCAAGGUCAAUUACCUACCAUACGGAAUGGACUUUCCGGCUGGACCAACCGGAAGGUUUUACAACGGUCUAACUCCAGUUGACAUAAUCGCUGAACAUCUGGGAUUCGACAACUACGUUCCACCUUUUGCCACUGCUUCAGAUUCAGAAAUUCUCGAAGGCUUGAACUAUGCAUCUGGUUCAGCAGGAAUCAGGGAUGAAACUGGCCGGAACUGGGGCGUGAAUAUCAACUUCAAUAAGCAGAUAGAAAAUCAUAGAAAAAUCACCUCACGCAUUGCUGGCAUACUAGGAAAUAAGAGAUCAGCUGAUGAUUACCUGAGCAAGUGCUUGUACACAAUUGUAGUUGGAAGCAACGAUUAUAUCAACAACUAUUUCAUGCCUAUGUAUUAUGACACAAGCAGAAAGUAUUCCCCAGAACAGUAUGCUGAUGUUCUUAUUGAUCAGUAUUCUCAAAACUUAAGGAGUCUAUACCUUCUGGGGGCAAGAAUAGUGUCCUUGCAAGGACUUUUACCAAUAGGCUGCACCCCAAAUGCAACACACUCCUAUAAAAGAGCAGCAGCUAUAUGCGUAGAUUCCAUGAAUAAUGCAGCUUAUCUUUUCAAUCAAAGGCUGAAAUCACUUGCCUACCGUCUCAAUCAAGAGUUAUCUGAUGCUAAAUUCAUCUAUUUGAACGUUUUUGACAUACCAUUGACACAAACUUCUGUACCUGGUUUGAACGUUGAAAUCUCAGGGUGUUGUGAAGUGACUAAAAAUAGUCUGUGUAUUCCUAACAAAGCAUCAUGUCAGGACAGGGUUUUAUCAUUGUUCUGGGAUGGAUUUCAUCCUUCCGAGGCGAUUAACAAGAUCAUUGCAGGAAUAACAUACAAGGCUGUUCUCCCGUUUAUCUAAAAACCCAGUAGCAAAUAAUCAAAUUCUUCUAUCUCAUUUCAAUGAAAGAAUAAUUUUAGGAAAUACUAUCAUUUGUAAAAAUCUCUUCCUCUUUGCAGCAUUAAUGUAUGUAUAACUACAUUACCAGAAAAGAGUCUUUGGAGCUAACUCUGGAGGCUUGGGACAUCUAAAUUGGGGUGUAGCCAGGGACCAGCUUCAAUAUCUUUUGGCCCCUAAACCCCUUGAUUCCACCC
This is a messenger RNA of Rubroshorea leprosula, 1584 nucleotides long. NCBI's taxonomy places the organism in Eukaryota, Viridiplantae, Streptophyta, Magnoliopsida, Malvales, Dipterocarpaceae. The record is from the annotation of a GenBank genome assembly.